Molecule: messenger RNA, 957 nt
Organism: Aspergillus costaricaensis CBS 115574
Lineage: Eukaryota; Fungi; Ascomycota; Eurotiomycetes; Eurotiales; Aspergillaceae
Product: Di-copper centre-containing protein
Exons: 4
Coding region: 1-957 (318 amino acids)
Molecular function (GO): oxidoreductase activity
Source: RefSeq, a predicted model, not a curated record
AUGCGGUCUUCCUGGAUACAUCUGGCGUUUGCUGCCGUGGUGGCAGCUCGGGGUUUCUCCUCUAACUGCACCAACCCGGCGGUACGCAUCGAAUGGAGCAGUCUGGAUUCAUCGGAGCAGAUAGCGUACCUGGAUGCCGAGCGGUGUCUCUGGGACCUUUCAGCGGAAACGCAUUUGUCCAAUGUCACCAACCGGUACAUUGAUCUGGUUGCUGUACACCAAAGCCUCACAGACUAUUUUCAUGGGGAUGGGGUCUUCCUCCCCUGGCAUAGAUACUAUGUCCACACCCACGCAACCCUCCUUCGGAAGCAUUGCAACUACACUGGCCCGAUCCCAUACGUGAAAACUACUAGAUUUUUGUGCAGAUGGUGGGACGAGCGAAAAGACUCCGGUGCGUUUAGUAACGCUUCUAUGUUCUCGCCAUCAACAUUCAGCAGCGUCUCCGGUACUCCAUACAACGGCAUUAUUACGGAUCAAAAACAGUCUCACUACGUCUGUGUGACAGAUGGGGCAAGACUCCCUUUAUUUUAUUUCGCAAACACUACUCUGCACAUCGGCUUUGGCAUGGAGGAAACCAACCACUGUCUUUCCCGGGAUGUCAAUGAAAACCAGAGUAACACCACAAGUGAUCACUAUGCGGAGAUGUGCAAUUCCUAUGGAAACUACAUUGAUAUGUUCAAAUGCGCCUUCCAGUAUCCGCACGGCGGUGUCGGUGGAGUGAUGGGCGAUGUGUCCGGAUCCCCGGGCGAUUUCGUCUUUUUCUUGCACCACGGCUUCAAUGACCGAAACUGGCUCUAUCAGCUAAGCGGCUACACCACGGAGUCUGAGCCAUCCACCGGCUGGGUUGACGUCACCCUGGAUUACAAUCUCACUUCGUACGAGGUUAUUCCUGACGCGACCAUCGAGCAGGUGAUGGACACCAAGGGAGGUUAUUUGUGUUAUACUUAUGACUACUAG